Exophiala oligosperma is the source of this 2219-nucleotide messenger RNA. RefSeq lists its product as uncharacterized. NCBI's taxonomy places the organism in Eukaryota, Fungi, Ascomycota, Eurotiomycetes, Chaetothyriales, Herpotrichiellaceae. The transcript has 2 exons. Bases 204 to 1988 code for a protein of 594 amino acids. Gene Ontology annotation, biological process: regulation of transcription by RNA polymerase II. The record is from RefSeq and is a predicted model, not a curated record.
UGCAAGAUAUGCCUGGAUAUCAAUCAGAGGGAGUUCGACUGACUGACGGGAAUGUGCUCAUAACAGCAUCUGAAGCCGGUGCUUGACUAUCAAACGGACUCAUCGUGCGAACACGGCGUGGUGGAACGCCAGUCUACCUCGCCGCCCCUACGAGUACCGCCUAUUCAUUGACACGGGAUUGACAGCCCCACGGCACCGCAAAGAUGCGUCGGGUCCAUCCAGCAAAGAAUGAGUAUCUCGUUGGCCUUGUGGACAUCGGAAGCAAUGGGAUCCGAUUUUCGAUCUCAGACCUGUCCCCUCCGACCACCAGAAUCCUACCGACAAUCUACAAGGACCGUUCUGGCAUUUCGCUCUACGAUGCACAAUUUGACCCAGAAACCGGAGACAGAAUCCCCAUUCCACUUCGCGUCAUUAAAAAUGUCACCGCUGAGCUGGAACGAUUCAGUCUUGUCUGCCAUGAGUUUGGCGUCCCAGGGGCCAACAUCUCCGUCGUUGCCACAGAAGCCACCCGGACGGCUCUCAACAACAAAGAGCUUACGCAGCAUAUCAAGGCGAAAUCAGGAUUAGAAGUUCAAAUGCUGAGCAAGGAAGAAGAAGGCAACGUUGGUGCCAUGGGUAUUGUAAGUAGUCUGCCGACUGUCAAGGGACUUGUGAUGGAUCUGGGAGGCGGCAGUGCCCAACUGACCUGGAUCAUCUCGGAGGACGGGAUGGUAAGGACUAGUCCUAAGAUCGCUGUGUCAUUCCCUUAUGGUGCUGCCGCGGUGACAAAGAGGCUGGAAGAUUGUAAGGAAUCCCCCGACCCGGAGAAGGCUCGAGAGGAAUUCAGACAGGAGAUCAGUCAGAGGUUCCGAGAAGCACUGGACAGCUUGGAAAUUCCGCCAGAGCUUACAGAUCGAGCACGUAGAGAAGGUGGAUGGCAUCUAUACUUGUCGGGCGGCGGAUUUCGGGGCUGGGGUUAUCUACUUCUCCAUGAGUCGCAGAAACAUGGCCAAAACUAUCCAAUCUCAAUCAUCAAUGGCUUCAAGGUCUUCAACGAGGAGCUCACAAACACCAAAAGACUCAAGGAAGUUGCCAAAAAUGCGGAGAAGAUCUUCCGUGUUUCAGACCGUCGCAGAUAUCAGGUUCCUGCAGUCGCCUUUCUGAUCAAUGUCUUAUCCAACACGUUGCCACUGGGAGGGCCGCUGGUAGCUCGUUUCUGUCAGGGAGGAGUGCGAGAAGGGUUACUAUUUCGAGACUUACCAAGAUCAGUACGAGCACAGGAUCCUAUCGCCGUCGCCUCUGCUCCUUUUGCGCGGCCAUCUGCUGGCGACUUCAAGAGAUUGCUACUUAGUGCGUUGCCACCACCAGCGUUUGGCAUGGUCUCGCCCGAAUCGAUUACAUCCCACAUCAUCGAAGGUCUGGCUAAUCUUUGUUUCCAACAUUGCACUCUGAGCAAGGAAUUGGCCUCGUUCUCGGCCCUAUACUGUACGAUCAGUGGUGUUCUAGCCUCUGCGCAUGGCUUGUCUCACUCCUCACGAGCCAAGAUUGCCUUGAUGCUGGAAAGUCGGUACGACGGCGAACUUCCUCCGCGAGAGGAACAGUACAAACGACUCCUCGAGAAUAUUCUAACACCAGAGGAAGUUUGGUGGUGUAGAUAUGCUGGCACUGUGGCCUGGUUGAUUGGACAGAUCUACCCGACAGGUGCCAUCGGCUCGAAGCCAAAGCUGUGGCUUUCUGCGCGUUUUGCAGACAAUCUUGGCAAGUCAGGAAAGAGAAAUGGAAUCGAACUCACAGUUUCGAUUCCAAGGUCCGACAAACAGGUUGAGUUGGUUGGUGAUUCAGAUGAUGAUGAAGACGAGGACGAGAAUCCAAUCGUUGGCAGGACCCGAAUUGAAGGAUACGCAAAGAGGGUUAGCAAGGUGGGCAAGAGAAAGCGUUGGGUUGGCGGACGAGAAGGAUGGGGAAUGAAGGUAAAGGUGAUUGUUGCUGAGCAGUUGUCUAUGGAUUGAAACGUGGGCUUCUGGAAGUUCGAAUCAACGUAUACGAUAGCAGGUUAUAUAAUUCAGGGUUUAUGGUCAGUAUCAUUACGCGUUUGAAUGGGUGAAGGAGAACUGGUGCUGUUUCUAGGUCUUUUCAUCAUUAUAUGAUAUGGGUUUUUAAAAAGCGUAUUCUGUAUGUCUUACAGUACUGGUAUCUGGUAUGAGAACUAUGAAAGCGAAGAAGGCGUUUGUAUAAAAGGU